GCAGAGGAAAUGGAUGGAGCCAACGACUCUGUGGUGUCUGAGUUUGUGUUCCUGGGACUCUCCAAUUCAUGGGGAAUCCAGCUUCUUCUUUUCCUCUUUUCCUCUGUGUUCUACACAGCAAGCCUGAUGGGAAACCUCCUCAUUGUGUUCUCUGUGAGGGCUGACCCUCACUUGCACUCCCCCAUGUACUUCCUGCUGGCCAACCUCUCCUUCCUUGACCUGGGGGUUUGCUCUAUUGCAGCUCCCAAAAUGAUUUAUGAUCUGUUCAGGAAACACAAAGCCAUCUCUUUUGGGGGCUGUAUAACUCAGAUCUUCUUUAUUCAUGCUUUUGGGGGCACAGAAAUGGUGCUGCUCAUCGCCAUGGCCUUUGACAGAUACAUUGCCAUAUGUAAGCCUCUCCACUACCUGACCAUCAUGAGCCUGAGAGUGUGCAUUUUGAUUUUGGCUGCAGCCUGGGUCCUUGGCCUCAUCCACUCAGCGGCCCAAUUGGCUUUUGUUGUAGACUUGCCCUUCUGUGGUCCUAAUGUAUUGGACAGCUUUUAUUGUGACCUCCCUCAACUCAUUAAACUUGCUUGCACAGAGACCAAUAGACUGGAGCUCAUGGUCACAGCCAACAGUGGACUCAUCUCCGUGGGCUCCUUCUUCAUUCUGAUUAUUUCUUACAUCUUCAUUCUGGGCACAGUUUGGAAACACUCCUCAGGUGGUUUAUCCAAGGCCCUCUCCACUUUGUCAGCUCACGUCACUGUGGUGGUUUUAUUCUUUGGACCAUUGAUCUUCUUCUACACCUGGCCCUUCCCCUCAUCGCACUUGGACAAGUUUUUUGCUAUCUUUGAUGCAGUCCUCACUCCUUUUCUGAAUCCAGUCAUCUAUACAUUCAGGAACAAGGAGAUGAAGGCAGCAAUGAAGAAACUCUGCCAUCAGUUUGUGAGUUACAGGAAGAUAUCCUAA
Molecule: messenger RNA, 948 nt
Organism: Diceros bicornis minor
Lineage: Eukaryota; Metazoa; Chordata; Mammalia; Perissodactyla; Rhinocerotidae
Product: olfactory receptor 4F15-like
Exons: 1
Coding region: 10-948 (312 amino acids)
Biological process (GO): G protein-coupled receptor signaling pathway
Cellular component (GO): membrane
Molecular function (GO): olfactory receptor activity; G protein-coupled receptor activity
Source: RefSeq, a predicted model, not a curated record